This is a messenger RNA of Cynara cardunculus var. scolymus (artichoke), 663 nucleotides long. RefSeq lists its product as uncharacterized. Bases 211 to 663 code for a protein of 150 amino acids. The record is from RefSeq and is a predicted model, not a curated record. The transcript is spliced from 4 exons. Lineage: Eukaryota; Viridiplantae; Streptophyta; Magnoliopsida; Asterales; Asteraceae.
CUCCUCCUGUAGCAAUAGCCAUAGCCAUAGCACAUCAACAGCUCCCUCUUUCUUUCGUUGAUCACAUCACUAAAGGAAUCUAGAUAUCUGUGUUUUGCUGAAACUACUCAUCGAUCAACGUGAAGAUUCUAUCAGUGUUCGUCACUCCCUCUUCUCUCCAUUGGCUGGAUCUGAAACUUUGUACCAACGUUUUCCCCCGUUUUUACAGGUAUGGGGAAUUGUCAAGCGUCGGACGCAGCGACUGUUGUGAUUGUGCAUCCAGGGAAAAAAGUCGAGAGGAUGUUCAGGUCGGUGAUUGCUCGUGAAAUCAUGGAUUCAAAUCCCAGCCACUACGUCGCACUCGUUGUGACCUCCGCGGUUGUGAAGUCGGUGAACGGAUCGCCGGUGAAGCAGCUCAAGCUUCUCCGGCCAGACGAUACUUUGCUUAUUGGCCAAGUUUACCGGCUCAUCAGCUUCGAAGAUGUUUUGAAAGAGUUUGCUGCAAAGAAGUGCUUAAAACUCGGAAAGUUGAUAAAUGAAAGAGGACUGCUCCGGCUGGAGAAGAAGAAGAAAGACGUCGCCGGUGCUCCGUCGGUUCCCCCUUCUGUUAAGAGGGUGCACAAUAGCAGAACAGGAGGGGGAUGGAAACCAGGGUUGAAGACUAUUUCAGAAAUGGGAAAUUGA